AUGGCAAUCUUUCGGUUCUCGCUUGCUUAUUUUCCGGCAAGCGUCCUUGGAUUUUCUUCUCCUGUCUCUGUCCGCAGCAGUCAGAGCAUGAGAAGUAGUAGUGUCACCAGCAGUGCCUUCCAGCGACUUUCCUUUUCUUCGUCCAAUCGCAGGACUCUUGCUGCUACUUCAGUGGAGCAAGAAGGGAUUCCAGAAGUAUUGCUACAUCCAGAGCAACUUGGUGAAAUCCCACUUCCCAAGGCAUUGUCACCCAGUGCGGUACUUCAGUUCAAGAAUUGUCCGCAAAGCUUUUUGCUUCAGUAUCUAUACAAGAUCAGACAACCAAAAACUACAGCACUUGCCAAAGGUUCCAUGUGUCACGAAGCCUUGGAAAAGGUCUUUGAUUUGGAACCAGAAGAUCGCAAUUUGGAGAAUCUUCAAAACUUGUUGCGAAAGAGUUGGGGAGAAUCGCGGUUCGGCAAGGAUUACAAGGACUUGUUUGAUGAUGAGGAAGGAGAAAGGGACAUUCAAGCUGAAAAGGAAUGGGGAGAGUCGGCUCUAGAACUACUCCAGAACUAUUACAAGGUAGAAGACCCCAGAGGCAUUGUGAGGCCGAAUCCAUUGCGGCGUGAAAUAUGGUUGCAUUCCCACUUGGCACUCGAUCCAUCGUUGGGUAUCACUUCUCCAUCUCAUGAUCCGAGUGUCAAUAUCAAAAAAAGUGAUACCUUUUACGUCCGAGGCAUUGUCGAUCGCAUAGAUAUGGUCCGAUUGCCGGAAACGAAUCAAGUUGUCUUGAGGAUUGUGGAUUAUAAAACGGGCAAGGCUCCCAACCUCAAGUACUCUCGAACCACCAACGAAAGGAUUGUAGAGGAGGCCUUUUAUCAGCUAAAGAUAUACGCCCUCCUUUUGCGAGAAAAAGGAGGAGGAAAGUCACAACCCAAAGGCAUGGACUUGAGAUUUCUGCAGCUAUUCUACCUCAACUCGGAGUCGGGAGAAGCCAAAAUUUGGGAAUACGACUUGGGGGAAACUGAAGAGGAACGAGAUUUAGAGCUAAAUGAAGUUCAUCAAGAUUUGGUGAAUGUCUGGAAUGCAAUUGUUCGUUUGGUAAAGCAACAAGAUCCCAUGGCAUUUAUUGGUUGCGAAAAAUCCUUUUGUUUUUGCCACGAGGGCCGGGACAAAUUCGAGGAUGGUACCUUGUGGAAACCAAAUCCAUAG
Cylindrotheca closterium is the source of this 1194-nucleotide messenger RNA. NCBI's taxonomy places the organism in Eukaryota, Bacillariophyta, Bacillariophyceae, Bacillariales, Bacillariaceae. The record is from the annotation of a GenBank genome assembly.